Spodoptera littoralis (African cotton leafworm) is the source of this 1578-nucleotide messenger RNA. NCBI's taxonomy places the organism in Eukaryota, Metazoa, Arthropoda, Insecta, Lepidoptera, Noctuidae. The record is from the annotation of a GenBank genome assembly.
AUGAACGGCCUCAUCGUACUCGCGUCGCUAGUAGUCGUAAUAUUUUCUUUAAUUUAUUAUCUGUCGAGAAGAAAACUCAGUUACUGGAAAAAAAAGAAUGUGCCGCACGCUGACCCAUUGCCAAUUUUGGGCAACUACGGGAAAUAUAUUUUACAAAAAGAAUACCCGGGAAAAAUGAUCCAGAAAUUGUGUCAGAAGUUUAAAAGUGAACCCUAUUUUGGAGCUUACUACGGUACGGAGCCUGUCCUAAUAGUUCAAGACCCCGAGAUCAUUAAGCAUGUAUUAACAAAGGACUUCUACUACGCUAACGGUAGGGAAUCGUCCAACUAUUCUAAUGGAGAACUCAUCACACAGAACUUGUUCUUCAGCGCAGGUGACAACUGGAAAGUAGUUCGACAAAACUUGACUCCACUCUUCUCCUCUCUUAAGAUGAAGAAUAUGUUUCAUUUAAUUGAAAAGUGUACAAUUGGCUUCGAAGAUAUGCUGGACGACGAAAUUAAAAUGUCGAAUGUCAUUGAAGUGAGAAGGAUAGCUGCAAGGUACACUAUGGACUGUAUAUGUUCCUGUGCUUUCGGAGUGGAGUCUAACACCAUGUCACAAAAAGAAAACAACCCCUUCCAACUCAUGGCUGACGAAAUAUUCGAGUCUUCGAGAUACCGGGGCUUCAAACUUAUUUUUAGAGCUGUAUGGCCAUCAAUAUUCUACCGUAUCGGGCUUAAAAUAUUUCCCUCAACUAUUAAUAGAUUCUUCUUCAAGUUAUUGACUGGAGUUUUUGAAAGCCGAGGAUACAAGCCAUCACCAAGGAACGACUUUGUGGAUCUACUUCUGAAUCUGAAGAAAGAAGAUUAUAUAACUGGAGACAGUAUAAGCAAUGUGAAGACAGGUGAUGAUAAGAAGGUGCAUUUGAAGGUGGAUGACGAGCUCCUAGUGUCGCAAUGUAUUCUGUUUUUCUCUGCCGGCUUCGAGACGUCGGCGACAACAAUGGGAUUUACUUUGUAUGAGCUAGCGAAGCACCCGGAGGUGCAGAAAAAAGCUGCUGAGGAAGUGGAUGCGUUCAUGUGUCGUCACAAGAACAAGCUAGUGUAUGAUUGUGUGACGGAGCUGCCUUACUUGGAGGCUUGUAUGUACGAGACUCUGCGGAAGUACCCUGUACUAGGCAACUUGACCCGCGAGGUCAUGGAUGACUACGUUCUGCCUACAGGGUUGAAGUUAGAUGUAGGUGUCCGUCUGCAUAUACCAGUGUAUCAUAUGCACUACAAUCCUGAAUACUUCCCUGAACCUUACAAGUACAAGCCGGAGCGAUUCCUGCCCGAACACAAGAAUGAGGUCAACCCUAACACGUUCUUCCCAUUCGGAUCUGGACCCAGGCUGUGUAUAGGAAUGCGCUUCGCAAAGAUGCAAGUACUGUCAGGUCUCAUCACCUUCCUGAAGAAGUACAAAGUGGAAUUGGCAGACGGAAUGGCAACAGAGUUAGAUUUUGACCCCAAAACGAUUUUGACCCAACCUCUGGACAAUUGUAUCGGAUUAAAAUUGACUGAACGUGAAGGAUGGGAGCAAAGAAGAUUUGUACGAACGUAA